GAACCCGAUAUAACCUGCUAAAAAGUUUGGCCAGACGGUGAACUUGACAACCUCUGAGGAAGUGUCAACCUUAAAAGAACUGACCAAGGUUGUAGCAAAGGUUUUUACUAUAUUAAGCUUUGUUGGUUCUCCAUGGCUAAGCAUUCAUUGRCAAGAUUUACAGUUUUGCAACUACACCAGCUGUGUCGGGUGGAACUAAAUGAAGACAAACUUGGAUUUUAGUCGACUAGUUAAACUGCUAAAUCGGUACAGAAUCUUUGAAAUUUGAAGAGUUGCCUCUCUCAUCUGUUCCAAWCAUUCAAAACGGACAACGAGAAGGAACAGAAAACAAGCCCAAGUACAGACCAGUCACUUCACCAUUCAUCUCGCAAUUCAAUGACAUUACAGUACAAACGAAGACGAAAACCCAGCGAUUCAAAAAACAAAGAUGAUAAGCUAAUCACGCUGAAUGUAAGCGGCAGGAGGUUCAUUAUAGCGGAAAGCACACUAAAGAAACAUCCAAAGACACUCCUUGGAAGUGAGAUGUUGUCAAUGUUCUUCGAUACGAGAAAAAGGGAAUACUUCCUAGACCGUGACCCUCAUAUGUUUAGAUAUAUCUUGAACUUUUAUCGCAUUGGAAAGCUUCACGCUUCCAACGAGGACUGCAGCCACUCGUUCAAGGAAGAGCUCAAUUUUUUUGGAAUUUGUUCAACGGAGCUUCAGCCAUGUUGUUGGGAAGACGACACGAAAGUGUCAAUUAGAAAGCGACGGACAAAGUUAACCACAAACAAAAAAGUCACGGAAUAUAAUCGAAAAUACCUAUGGUUGUUGUUGGAAGAAGGCGAUUCGUCAGCUUUGGGACGAACAAUUCAAGUUUUUAUUGCGCUGACAAUUUGUAUAAGUGUGUUUUUCACAAUACUCGAAAGCGUUUAUUACACCAAAGAUGKCAAAUUUUAUCAAAGAUUUCCAGAAUUGUUUCAAAUUGUCGAGGCAUUAUGCAUUGGUGUGUUCACGUUGGAGUAUUUUUUACGGCUCUACGCCUCGACGAAUAGGCUAAAGUUCAUCACCAACAAGCURAGCAUGAUYGAUUUACUGGCUUUUUUGCCAUUCUAUAUCGAUUUGAUAGUUACUAAUGUGAUCAAGACGGACAAUGUUGAGAAUCUGACCAACAUUCUGGGCGUUUUUCGUGUGUUACGGAUUGUUCGAAUUGUGAAACUGUCGCGCCACUUCAGUCACAUGCGAGUUGUGGGUCACAUGAUGAAGGUAGUGUUUGUGGACCUUGGUUUUCUGUUCUUUGGUUUCUUCCUGGCAAAUGUGAUGUUUUCUACUGUCAUGUUUUAUCUGGAAUACGAUGGUUCCAGGAGUAAUUUUACAAGUAUACCUAAAACUAUGUGGUACACCGUCGUCACGAUGAUGACAGUAGGAUAUGGUGACAUGGUACCCAUGACAAUGGCAGGCAAAAUAUUUGGUUCMUUUUGUUGUCUCAUGGGCAUACUUAUGCUUGCCCUUCCAACGACAAUCAUUCAACGAGGGGCCAGUGACAGCAAGCGUUACGGAAUGUAUAGCACUUUACCUAAAAAUGCGAAAUUCACAUAAAAAGCCCCAGAAAUUAAGAAAAAGAAACGAUGCCAAGAGGUAGAAUCUCAAAAACAAAAUGGCGGCAUUGGGGAUGACGCAGUAACAUCCAUGAAGAAGAUCUCAAAGAGUUUAACAUCAGUUUUAGAAAUAAACUUAAUUUUUAAUUAAUUGUAUUGAGGAAUAAAUCUUGUAGUUUUUAUAAUAAAGCGUAUAGAGACARUAAAUAAUAUAAACAACAAUUCAUACGAAAUAAAAAACAAAAAAUAAUCAACUCUUUCGUGCUGUUUUUAGUGAAAUAAUUUUUAAUGACAAACACCAGCGACAAGUCAGGGUAAUAUAAUAGGAGCUCACCUUUCCCUAGCUAUAUCAACAUUCUAAGUCAAACUAACUUCGAGAAUAUUAAAAAACAGUGAGACCUGGCUUCACAUCAAGUACACAAUGCCACGAAAUUGCAAUGCAAAAUUACAAAUUAAAUUAUGACAGGUUAGRACCAUGUAACCGGCUUGUUAAUUAAAAAAAUUAUCGCGAAUGUUUGCGUUUCCGAGUAUCUAAUUGUCACCUUUAAGAUAUAUUCAAAAU
Messenger RNA from Exaiptasia diaphana, 2136 nucleotides. RefSeq names its product potassium voltage-gated channel subfamily D member 3. The transcript has 3 exons. Lineage: Eukaryota; Metazoa; Cnidaria; Anthozoa; Actiniaria; Aiptasiidae. Bases 376 to 1575 code for a protein of 399 amino acids. Gene Ontology annotation, biological process: potassium ion transmembrane transport; protein homooligomerization. The record is from RefSeq and is a predicted model, not a curated record. Gene Ontology annotation, cellular component: voltage-gated potassium channel complex; membrane. Gene Ontology annotation, molecular function: protein binding; voltage-gated potassium channel activity.